AUGAUUGAAAAUAAAGGAGCUGCUGAAACUGAUGUAGUUGACACUUCUGUUGUUCAAAAUGAUGUCAACCAAGUAAAUGAGGAUUCAGCUUUGAUCAAAACUGGUGUCAAAGAAAGUGAUAGCAAUGAAGGGACUCCUGUACGUACAGAAGAUGAUGGGAAACCGAGAUUCUUCUCAUUAGCGCAGAUCACCGUAAAAGUUAAUGAUUUUGCAUCUGCAGCGAUUGCUUCUGUAAAAGAGAAAUUUUUAGGCGAGGAUUACUGGAUUCCUAGUGACCCUUAUGAAGUUGUUGACAUUCGUUCAGAAUUGCUGGCCUGUCACAAAAUUGUCUACCCUUCUGAUGGUCAUAUUGGUACAACUGCUUUAAUGGUUGUUCAAGGCUCUUUAAAGAGUGAUCCUUCUGUAGCUCUAAAUCAUGUUGUUUACACUUGUACUGAAGAUGGCAAGAAUAGACAUUUAACAAUUUUCCGUUCUUUUAACGCUGAGGAGGCUCUUGAUUUUUGUAGACGUUGUGAUGAAUGCCGUGUUCUUUUUAAUCUUCUUGACCAAAAGAAGGAUAUUAGAAGGCCUGUUUGGGAUGUUACUUAUAUGAUUAAAAAUCACCCACUUUGGAGAAUGGUUCAUAUUGCUAUAUUAUGCAAUCGAACAGAUAUUUUCUCUGAUGAGGGAAUCGAAUGUAUAAAGAAAUUUGGAUAUUCUGUUGAUGAUUUGACAAAUGUCGUUUGCUCUCCUGAAGGCAAAUAUCCUUUAAUGUUGGCAAUAGAAAAACAACAAGAGUCAAUUGUUCGUUUUCUUCUUAAAAAUGGCGCUAAUCCAGGUGCACGAGAUCCAAAAGGGAAUAAUUCGCUCCAUUAUGCAGCUUUAGCUUCAGCAAGUAUGUUAGAAACCCUUUGGCAUUUUGAAUCUUGCAAGCCUCUUUUAAACUCAAAAAACAACGAUGGGGAAACGCCAACUCGUGUUGCAUUCCAAAAUUUGAAUCCGCUUUGUCUAAAAACUUUGUUGGGUUUUGGUGGUGAAUUAAUGUUGAAGGCAUCUGACAAAAAUCCUCUUUUUGAGUUGAUGCAAUCUAAGGGGAAGACUGUUGAAAUGAUUCGAGUUGUUUUGGAAGCUUCUCCUGGAGUUCUUAAUGAACGAGACCUGGCCACUGGAAAUACAGUUAGUAAUUUAUUUUAUAAAUUAUUUUGUUUUAAGUGCCUUCAUGCCGCUCUCUUCAAAACUUCACUUAUGAGUGUUCUUCAUUUAAAACAUACAGAGCUUGAUCUAAAUUCAAAAAACAAGGCAGGACUAACACCUUUACAUCAAUUUGUGAUAGCUGGAGAUUUCGGUUCUUGA
Messenger RNA from Meloidogyne enterolobii, 1332 nucleotides. NCBI's taxonomy places the organism in Eukaryota, Metazoa, Nematoda, Chromadorea, Rhabditida, Meloidogynidae. The record is from the annotation of a GenBank genome assembly.